AACGCCAGGAUACCAAGCAGAAGGUGCGCUGAGUGGGCAGGGCCGCGCCGGGGCCGGAUCCGUCCGACAGGGUAACGGGGCUGGACAGGAAACGGGACACGCCGGGAGCGCGCAUCGGUCCGCCAGCUCCCGUCGGAACGGGUACGGGAACGGGAGCGUUAAUGUAACGUGCCUCUCACGUCGAAAGCGGCUGGUGGAGAGCACCGCACCAGUAUCGGAGCCGCCUGCCUGCAUCCUGCUCUGGUGAGAGCCGUAGGCUUUCAUCCCGAAACCAUUGUCGCUUGAUUUCCCAUGAAAAAGCCUUCCCCGUGCACCCGGACUGGAUCCAUAACGGCGUGCAAUUCCAUCCUCAUUCAAAAACAGAGAGGCGCUUCAAACCUUUGACAGAGUGAUUGAGGGCACAUUUUCAUUCCAGAGUCGCGGCCAGCUUGGAUCAGGAGCAGAGCUCAACCAAAGAUGGAGCAGCUUUCUGAUGACGAGCUGGACCAUGCCGCUGAGGAAGACAGUGAUAAGGAGGACCAGGACCUGGACAAAAUGUUUGGAGCAUGGCUCGGGGAGCUGGACAAGCUGACGAAGAGUCUGGAUGAUGGAAAGCCAGAGAAAGUGCAAAAAGCACCUCUUAGGCAGGAGACAAACAUGGCCAACUUCUCCUACCGCUUCUCCAUAUACAACAUCAACGAGGCUCUGAACCAGGGGGAGGCCGUGGACCUGGAGGCCCUGAUGGCAGACCUGUGCUCCAUCGAGCAGGAGCUGAGCACCAUCGGCAAACCCAGCGGUGCCUCCGCCCGCCUCAGCCUGCCCGGCGAGGCAAAGGUGCGGCAGAAGCCACCGGCCGGCCGCAGCCACGGCGUGAAGCAAGCGGGCGGAGCGGGCGGAGGGGGCGGUGGGGGCGGUGGGGGCGGAGGCAGUAGCGGCAGCAGCGGCGGCAGCAGCACCCGCGUCUCGCCGGCCUCCACCGUGCGGGCGGGCGGAGGCCACAGCCGCCCAGCGCUUGCCUCCAACUUCUCGCUGGACGACAUCACGGCGCAGCUGGAGCGCGCCUCGCAGACCAUGGACGAGGCGGCGCAGCAGGGCACGGCCCCGCCCACCGCAGGGGCCUCCGCCCCCGGCCCCUCCUCCGCCGCUGCUGUGCGGAGGCCCGCCCACCAGCACCACCGCCGCACGGGGUCAGUGGGGACGGUCAUCGAGCACGAGGCGCUCUCCUUCGUCCACUCGUCCCGCUCGAGCAUCAACUCGGCCUCCGCGUCCAGCGUGGACUCGCUGGACAUGGAGAAGGCCAGUAGGCCGGAGCAGGAUGGACAGCACGAGCCAGUCGCAGAGCACUCGUAUCUGGACAGGGAGACUUCUCUGAUUCUGAAAAACAUUGCAGGAAAGCCUUCUCACUUGCUGACAAAGGAGGAGCAGGCUGCCAAACUUAAAGCAGAGAAAAUCCGAGUUGCCCUGGAGAAGAUUAAGGAGGCACAGGUUAAAAAGCUGGUGAUCCGGGUGCACCUUUCUGACGAGAGCUCUAAAACCAUGAUGGUGGACGAGAGGCAGACGGUGCGUCAGGUGCUGGACAGCCUGCUGGACAAAUCCCACUGCGGCUACAGCCUGGACUGGUCUCUGGUGGAGAUAAUCAGUGAACUACAGAUGGAGCGCAUCUUCGAGGACCACGAGAACCUUGUGGAGAACCUGCUGAACUGGACCAGGGACAGCACCAACAGGCUAAUGUUCAUCGAACGUCUGGAGAAGUACGCGCUCUUCAAGAACCCACAGAACUAUUUGCUGGGGCGGAAAGAGACGUGUGAGAUGACUGACAGGAAUAAAGAAGCUCUGCUGGAGGAAUGUUUCUGUGGAAGCUCCAUCAGUGUUCCGGAGAUGGAGGGCGUCCUCUGGCUGAAAGAGGACGGUAAGAAGUCCUGGAAGAAGCGCUAUUUCCUCUUAAGAGCCUCUGGAAUAUACUACGUGCCAAAGGGCAAAGCCAAGACAUCCAGAGACCUGGUGUGCUUCCUACAACUGGAUCAUGUGAACGUUUAUCUGGGUCAGGACUACCGCAGCAAGUACAAGGCUCCCAGUGACUACUGCAUGGCCCUGAAGCACCCUCAGAUUCAGAAGAAAUCUCAGUAUAUCAAGUACCUGUGCUGCGAUGAUGUCCGAACCCUGCACCAGUGGGUCAACGGAAUACGCAUUGCCAAGUAUGGGAAGCAGCUAUAUGUGAACUACCAGGAGGCCAUGAAGCGCACCGAAGCUGCCCACGACUGGUCCUCACUCUCCAGCUCCAGCAUCAAGUCCGGCUCCAGCUCCUCCAGUCUUCCAGAAUCCCAGUCCAACCACUCCAGCCAGUCGGACAGCGGUGUGUCGGAGACGGUUUCCUCCGGUCACGUGCGCGCUCAGAGUGUGGUGAGCUCCAUCUUCUCAGAGGCUUGGAAGAGAGGCAGCCAGGCUGAGGACCCCAAGAUGAGAAUGGAUACAUCCCCACCCGCACAGCCUAACAGAGCCUCUUACCCUCUCCAGCUGCCCCAGAUACCCCCGCUGCCCCAAGCUGCCCUAUCCCAUGGCAGCUACCCCAGCGUAUCGCCCCAGUCCCCUCCUUCUCCGCCAUCGCCGCCGCCUCCACCUCCCCCUCCUCCACCCUUGCCUACCCCCACCUACCACUCCAACCCCAUCAUGUUCACCAAGUACAGCACCAUAGCCAGGCUGCAUAACAUCUCCCAGACGCCGGGGCUCUACAAGCAGACCCCUCUGCUGGCAGCCGUGCAGCAACUGCAGCAACAGGCCACGCCCCCCAACCCUCCCCCGCAGUCCAUGAAACCAGUGAUGAACCACAACGCAACUCCGGCACCACCCCCCCCACCGCCUCCGUCAGCACCUGCACCAGGAUCCGCCAUGGCGGUCCUUAAGAUGGGCCCCCCAAGCCCUCAGCCUCAAUUAAUCCCUCCACCUCCUCCAGAGGACGAGCCCUCGGCUCCGCCCGAUUACACCCAGAGCAACGGCGUGCUUCCUCCGCCACCACCCACGGAGCAGUUCCAAUACCCUCCGCCCCUCAGUGCCAGUGGGCUCCAGCAGUUCCUGGCUCAGAAGUUUCCCAACAUGAGCUAUGACUUUUCGCCGCUCGCACAAGACCGGGCAGCAACUCCACCUGCCCUGCCCCCGGUGUCUUUCUCACCUCCGCCUCCUCAGCAGGUAGUGGGGCCCCCUCCUGCACCACCCAAAACGUUUGCCGGAGGAUUUCUGCCCCUGACGGCCCCCAAACCGCCUGGACCUGGACACUGCCUGUCCCCAGUCUCCCCCGUACCUCCACCUCUGUCCCCAACAUCAUCCACCUAUAUGAAGAAGCAGGAGAGCUUCUCCGGUGGCCACAGUCCCAGCCAGCCUCCACCCACCUUACCCAAGCAGCACAGCUUCUCCUCAAAACCACCACCUUUGUCCACUGCCACAUCCCCGACACCGUCACUGGUCAAACAGCUCGCAAACCAGUUCCCUGGAGCUCUGGAUGCUUCUAAAAGCCCCUUGUCCCCUCCAGUGGUCAAAGCCAAGCCCAAAUGGCAGCCAGGUGGACAGGCCCAGCCCCAGUCUCCUGAGUUCCCCCCUCCUCCACCCGAGAGCAGCCUAGACUUCCCUCCCCCACCUCCUGUACCAAGCCCCCCUCCUUCUAAAAUAGGGUCACCAAUCAAGAAAUCGCCCUCCACCUCCUCCAACUCUUCAACCAGCUCGGCAGGGAAGAGACCUCCCCCGACCCCGCAGAGAAAUUCCAGCAUAAAGUCGAACACCUCCGUUGAGUACCAAGAAUCAAAAAAAGUGGAGGACCUAGUGAGCAUGUUUGCUCCGCCCAGCCAGCCCACCAGCUCCUUUUCCACUCCCUCUUCCACAACCGGCUCCCCGUCCAGGGAAUCCUCCGUGAGCUUCCGGGCGUCAACCAAACCAGGCAAGAUCAACCUGGCCAAUCUUCCACUGGCUCUCCAGAGCAAACCCGGACAGGGCCGGCAGCCCAACUCGGACUUCCCCUCCCCCCCUCCUGAGUGCGACUUCCCCCCUCCGCCUCCGGACUCCGAGCUCCUGCCUCCUCCCCCUCCACCUCUGGAGAUGCACGGCGUAGCCCCCAAAGUGGCCGUGGUCAACCCCCAGCCCCAACUUUCCGCCGGAACGUCCUCGUGGAAACAGAGCUCGCUGAGGAAGACGCCCCCUCCGCCUAUGCAGCGUCGCAGCAGUGGCCCCGCCGAGCCGCUGGUCCUGUCCCCGCCGGCCCAGCAGAUCCCGCUCGCCUCCUUCGGGCCGUCGCUGCCCCCCACCUCCCCUAAGGGAAACCUGUCCGUCCAGCCCAACUUCCUGGAGGACCUCAACAGGACUUUAAAGAGGAAGUCCAUGUCCCGGCACGGCUCCCUCACCGCCUCGCGCAUCUCGGCCAAACUGGAGCCCGUAGCCACCAUGGACGACAUGGCCCUCCCACCCCCGCCCCCCGAGCUGCUGCUGGGCCAGCAGACGAAGGGCGGCUACGCGGGGGCCAACAUCUCAGGCUAUGCAACGUUACGGCGGGGGCCGCCACCGGCGCCGCCCAAAAGGGACCAGAACACCAGACUGACCAGGGAGUGGUAGACGAGGCGCACCGGGGCGCGUCCGUGUUCCUCCGCGCGACUGACGGGCCGUGUGAAGAACGCUGCUCCUCAUAUAGGACACUCCUCAUUUAAACCGCAGUUAUCAUCACAGUAUGAAAAAAGCAAGCCAAACCACCUAGAGCAUAAGCUUCUCCGCGUGUUCGUGCCGCUUCGCAAAUACGUGUAAGCAGUUAUACAAAACCAGUGACGACAAGGACACUGCCGUUAUUUUAAAGUAGGUACUGCAUGGACUCCAGCCUGAGGAAAGGGAUAACAUGUGUCUGUAUAAUAAAGAUGUAUCUGGAAAUUAAGGGUGGGGACGGCGCUUUUACCUUUUUAUAUGAAAUUAUUUAAUACCUGAAAUAUAUUCUUAUUUUAAAGUUUAGUUUUUAAACCCUCGACUGUAUGCGUUAAAAACGUGACUAGAAUUCAGGGUUGAUGGAGAUGUGUGUGUGUGUGUGUGUGUGUGUUUUGUCUGAGUGGUUUGGUCGAUCCUCUCAGAGGAAGAAGAGGAGAAGGAAGGUAAUGGUUAGGUACCGUUUGCCUUUGGCUUAAUUCUUAUUCUGUAAAUCCAGAGUUUCAAGAAUGGCACAGACGGGUUGCAUAUGUCCUGAAUGAAGUAAUCUCAAAUUCUCCUGUAACGCACCUACGUGGAUGACAUCCUAUUAUUACUGCUACACAACCGGACAGAAAAAAAAAGUCAAUAUUGAGGGGAAAACACUUGCUUUGGUUAGAACCCUUUAGCAUCCGGAUUUUGAGACAAACUGACCCUACUCCCCAUGUAAGAGGCUAUUUAGCCUGACUGUAUCUGGGACUGGAUGUGUUCUGUUUUUGUUGGUUACAUUGCUAUCUAUCUGUACAUACUGCAGCUAUUCCUGACUUUAACAGAUACUCUUAGCUCUGUGGCUUUGUGACAUAUUAGGGGAAAAAUGUAUUGUUACCCUGAUAAUUUGCAUUGCGCCAUACGACCGUUACUCCCAAUUCAAAAUUAAAGUGCUUCUCCUAUCUGGGUCCAUUUCUUACUAUAGCAGAGCCAGAUACAUGCAUUAGUCUUGCACGUACGCCAUUAGCUUGUUCUCCUUUCUAGCUUUCUAGCAUUUAAUGAACGUAGUUGGGGCAGGCUGGUUUGAGUCCAGUUCCCAGUCUCCGAAGCACCUGACCUUUGAACUUUGGCCAGUGAACUUUAGGGUCAGGAAUGGAGCAAGAUGUCACCUUAUGAUGAUGCAGCGUAACGUUUUCUGUCUCCCUUGCCCAAGGUUACCCAAGGUUGCCCCAAAUGUUUACCAUUUUGCCAUCAGCCUACUGUUCGCCCAGAUUGACUAAGUGGGAAACAGCUGAACUGCCAUAAACUUGAGAGCACACUGCUAAUGAAGCCUGUUAAAGUCGGGAGUAUUUUAGAUAAAAUACAUGAGAAAGUAAAUGUCUGUUGCAUUUCAAAUGAACAAUAUAAAUGUGUACCUCAUGCAGUGA
Messenger RNA from Electrophorus electricus (electric eel), 6041 nucleotides. It is a transcript of the gene raph1a, whose product is annotated as Ras association (RalGDS/AF-6) and pleckstrin homology domains 1a. Gene Ontology annotation, cellular component: plasma membrane; cytosol. The record is from RefSeq and is a predicted model, not a curated record. NCBI's taxonomy places the organism in Eukaryota, Metazoa, Chordata, Actinopteri, Gymnotiformes, Gymnotidae. Gene Ontology annotation, biological process: signal transduction.